Molecule: messenger RNA, 384 nt
Organism: Cotesia congregata
Lineage: Eukaryota; Metazoa; Arthropoda; Insecta; Hymenoptera; Braconidae
Source: the annotation of a GenBank genome assembly
AUGAAAUUCUUCGGCUUGGUUCUCUUCAUCGCUUUAUUUAUUGUUGCUUGUCAAGGACAAGAUACUGCCAAAGAUGACAAAAUCAAUACCGGAUUAUACAACAAGGAUUACGCUUACGGGUAUUACAACCGUCCCGGUCAAUUAGGAUACAAUGGAUGGAAUCUAUUGAUAAAAAUGAAGUUUAUUUGGACGGUUUUUAUUAUUGCUGCAUUAAUUGUCCUUUGUCAAGCCCAAGGUUUUAAUGGAUAUGGAAAUCGAGGAAGAGGUGAAAAUAAUGGAUACGGUAAUCAAGGACGUGGAGGAUAUGACAAUAACCGCGGACGUGGAGGAUACGACAAUGGAUAUGGUAAUCAAGGUGGACAAGGAAGACUUGAUAAUCACUAA